Molecule: messenger RNA, 4134 nt
Organism: Topomyia yanbarensis
Lineage: Eukaryota; Metazoa; Arthropoda; Insecta; Diptera; Culicidae
Exons: 3
Coding region: 1-4134 (1377 amino acids)
Biological process (GO): DNA integration
Molecular function (GO): nucleic acid binding
Source: RefSeq, a predicted model, not a curated record
AUGGAGUACAAGCUCGCGACUAAACAUGCAAGCGGUGGCCAGUUCGGGAGAGAACACGCAAAAGGGAGAGGAGCAAUGUACUACCAUAGUGAAGAGGAGAACUUGGAUGAAACCGCGAACGUCGAGCGGACAAGCUUUCGGCCGUGCAAAGUGUGUCAGUGUACUGACCAUCGUCUGCGGCAUUGUGCAGAGUUUAAGAAAUUACGAUAUGUUGACCGGCUGAAGGUUGUGAAUCACUGGAAACUUUGCUGUGUUUGUCUGAAUGACCACAGCGGACGGUGCGGUUUCAAAAUACAGUGCAAUGUGGGAGAAUGCAGAGAACGACACAAUCCGUUGAUGCAUCCGGUGAAUACCGUGGUUGGUAUAAGUGCUCACAUCUGGAAUCAAACGAAAGUUAUGUUUCGAAUGAUUCCCGCUCAGUUGCACUUUGGAGGGCGAUCGAUUACGGUACUGGCGUUUUUGGACGAAGGAGCGUCCGUUACACUCAUCGAGAAAAGGAUGGCAGAUCGUCUUGGACUUGUGGGUGUCCCGGAGAAGCUGACCAUUAAGUGGACAGCAGAUAUCACGCGAGUGGAGAAGGAUUCCAGCCGGAUGAAUGUGUGGGCAUCGGCAGUCGGAAGUAAGGACAAGGUGCUGCUGCACACGGUUCGAACGGUAGAGAAUCUGAUGUUGCCGCAUCAAAAACUGGACUCCAAGGAGAUUGCAACCCAGUUCAAGCACAUGCGGGGAUUACCGAUCGCGUCGUACGAUGGACAACCCGGAAUACUUAUAGGGCUCAACAAUGUGCAUUCAUUUGUGCCGUUGGAAGCGAAGAUCGGUGCGACUGCAGAGCCAAUAGCGGUGAAGUGCAAACUUGGAUGGACUGUGUACGGCCCGAGACAGUCGAACACUGCUUUUGAUGGUGGGUAUAUGGGUUAUCACCACGAAGUAAGCAACGAGGCCCUGCAUGACCUGCUGAAAAGCCACUACGCUCUGGAGGAAUCGGUCGUGGCGGUCGCGCAGGAAUCGGCAGAGGAUAAACGAGCGCGAGAGAUAAUGGAGCGGACCACAAAAAGGGUGGGAAAUCGCUUCGAGACCGGACUACUGUGGAGGACAGAUGAUCCACAAUUUCCAGACAGCUUUCCGAUGGCUCUGCACAGGAUGAAGCAGCUGGAGAAAAAACUGGAGAGAAAUCCGGAGUUGCACAAGAACGUUUGUCGGCAGAUAGAAGAGUUUCAGCAGAAAGGAUAUGCACACCUGGCAACUGCAGAAGAAUUGAUCCGUACGGAAACAGAUAAGGUGUGGUACCUACCGUUGAAUGUGGUGACAAAUCCCAGAAAGCCUGGCAAAGUGCGCUUGGUAUGGGACGCCGCAGCUUCGGUGCAAGGAGUGUCACUCAACACGCAGCUACUGACGGGACCCGACUUGCUGAUUCCACUGGUGCAAGUGAUAGUAGGUUUCCGGGAGCGACGGAUUGCAUUCGGUGGCGAUCUUCGAGAAAUGUACCACCAGGUGAAGAUCGUCGAACGCGACAGACAGGCUCAACGCUUCGUGUUCCGGAAGAAUUUCGGGGAGAAGCCAAGCAUUUUUGUAAUGGACGUUGCGACGUUUGGCUCUACAUGCUCUCCUAGUUCGGCACAGUACAUCAAAAACAAGAACGCAGAAGAACACGCUGUUCAAUAUCCAGAGGCGGCAGCGGCCAUAAUCCAUCGUCACUACGUCGACGAUUAUUUCGACAGUGUCGACACCGUCGAAGAGGCCAUCAACCGGGCGAUGCAGGUGCGUACAAUUCACAAAAAUGGUGGGUUUGAAAUCCGGAACUGGGUUUCCAAUGUACCUGAAGUUCUCCGAAUGCUGGGGGAAGAAAAGCAAGUCACGCCAGUACACUUUGGUCGGGACAAGCAGAGUUGCAGUGAACGAGUUCUUGGCAUCAUUUGGGAUCCAAACAUGGAUGAGUUUUCCUUCUCUACGCUGCACCGUCCGGAGAUGAUGGCGUACUUAUGCAACGAGAAACGACCCACGAAGCAGAUUGCAUUAAGCUGCGUGAUGGGAUUCUUUGACCCGAUGGGAUUGCUGUCUCCUUUCACAAUCCACGGCAAAAUAAUCAUCCAGCACCUCUGGCGAUUGGGCUGCGAUUGGAAGCAGGAGAUCGACGACGAGAGCUGGCGCUUAUGGAAGCGAUGGACUGGCCUGCUGCCAGAGGUGGAUGCAGUUCGGAUCACACGCUGCUACCUCGGGAAUGCUGCGUCUUCAGCCGUUGAGUCGCUGGAACUUCACAUCUUUACUGAUGCCAGUGAACACGCAUACGGAUGUGUAGCGUACUUGCGAGCGGUGAUCAACGGAAACGUACGAUGUAGCUUAGUGAUGUCACGAGCGAAAGUGGCUCCACUGAAACGUCAGUCGAUUCCACGCUGGCUGCAAUCGGAUCAGUACAAGUUUAAGCAGUUCAUAGCCUUCAGAGUCGGCGAAAUUCUUGAACUGACAAGGGUAAUCGACUGGCGCUGGUUGCCGACGAAGCUGAAUAUUGCGGAUGUGCUGACUAAGUGGGGAUCCGGGCCCCCGCUGAGCAGCGACGGAGAGUGGUUCAACGGGAAAUCAUUCCUGUAUUAUCCGGAAGAGGAGUGGCCGAGCAAGGUGAUGCCGUUUGAGGAAACUAGCGAAGAGGCGAGAGGAGUAGUGCUAUUCCAAGAACUGAUCGACGUCAAGGCUACUUCGCGGUGGAUGGCACUGGUGAGAGUGACUGCAAGCGUGGUUCGCUUCAUUGCGAAUUGUCGGCAAAAAAAAAUGGGACAGCCGAUCGUGACGUCGAAAGCCACGGAGACUCAACAGCGGUCGAUUAAGUCGAAGUAUUUGGCGAUUGUAAAACCGCUCCAGCAGGAGGAACUCCUGGAAGCCGAAACGAUCCUGUGGAAGCAGGCGCAGUUCGACAGUUUCCCGGACGAAAUGAGUGCGUUGACCAAGAAUCUCAAUCUGGAGCCGGGACAGAUGCCUUCGAAAAUACAGCGGUCGAGUACCCUGGUCAAACUGACUCCGAUACUGGACGAUGAAGGUGUGCUGCGGAUGGGAGGAAGAUUCGAAAAAUCGGACGACAUCUCGUUCGACCAGAAGUUUCCGAUCAUUCUUGCUCGGCAGCACGACAUCACCAAGAAGUUGAUUCAGUGCUACCACGAAAGGUUCGGACAUGCGAAUCGAGAGACGGUUUGCAACGAGUUGCGUCAGAAGUUCUGGAUUCCGAAUAUCCGUGCAGCGAUUAUGGAAGUGAUGCGGGAGUGCAUGUGGUGCAAAGUCCAUAGAUGUCGUCCACAAGUACCAAUGAUGGCGCCUCUCCCGACUCGACGCAUCAGAGCAGGAAUUCGUCCUUUCAGUUCGGUCGGCUUAGACUACUUGGGACCAGUAGAUGUAUCGGUGGGAAGAAGAAAAGAGAAGCGAUGGGUGGCCGUGUUUACGUGUCUCGCCAUCAGAGCGGUGCAUCUCGAGGUGGUGAACAGCCUGACAACACAAUCGUGCUUGAUGGCCAUCCGCCGGUUUUCCUGUAAGCGGGGUGCUCCUGAUAUUAUAUUUUCAGAUAACGCCACUUGCUUUAAGGGUGCUAACAACGAGAUGCUGAAAACGUUACAUGGCGAUUGUGAGGAGGAAAUCACAACUGCAAGAACGGCCUGGCGAUUCAUUCCGCCUGGCACCCCGCACAUGGGUGGUGCAUGGGAGCGAAUGGUUCGUUCCGUGAAGGAGGCAAUGAAGGCAUUGGAAGAUGGAAGGAAGCUGACAGACGAGAUUCUGGUGACAACACUGGCGGAGGCAGAGGACAUGAUAAACACACGUCCUCUCACGUACAUGCCUCAGGCGUCUGCCGAAAAUGAAGCUCUGACACCGAACCAUUUUCUACGAGGAAUAGUAAAGGGCGCGGAUCUCCUAGUGGACAGGGGUGGGAAUCUAGCGGAGGCUUUGCGUGACGUGUACAAGCGAUCGCAGUACCUGGCAGACCGGAUGUGGGGACGUUGGAGCAAGGAAUAUUUGCCAACGAUAAACCGUCGCACAAAGUGGUAUGAUGAACGAAAGCCGCUGGAAGCAGGCGACCUUGUCUUCGUCGUGGAUGGUAAGGACCGGAAGAAUUGGUCUAGAGGAAUUGUCGAGGAGGUGGUUCAAGGGGAUCCAUAG